UUACAUUAUUUAUUAUCACUUUACAUUAUGUCUUGCCAAUAUAUAAAAUGAUUGUUAGAAUUGUUUAUAUAAGUUAAUGUAAUACAAACAAAAUUAAUUUGUAUUUUGUAAUUAAAAUCAAAAUUAUAUUCCAAUGUGGAGGAGUAGAUCGGCCCGGCAGUAAGACAGUGGGUCCAGCCCACUCCACAAAAUCCAGCCCAUUUACAUAGCUCUAUAUAUAACAAACAACAAACAAUGCAAGGGAAUAAACAACUAAUUAGGGCUUCGUUGAGAGGAGAGCGAGAGACAUGGGAUCAAACGGCUUUCUGGACCGCAGGAAAUCGAAUUAUGAUAUGCAAGAAAUGGCCUCUAAUGAGAAGUGUGCGCAAUUUUCCCGUUGUUCGCCCUCGAGCUUUAGGGAUACGAUUGAUAAAGUAAAAUUAAAGAUGGGGACCGCACAAUUGGAGGCUAUCAAAAGCACUCCAUUUGGAAUUUUUCUGAAUAUGCCAAACCUUAGUCAUAGUUUGACUAAGGUGUUAGCCGUGAUGAGACGUUUUCAGGCUAAUACAAUGUCGUUUAGGUUUGGAGAAGAAAUUGAGGUACCUUUUGUAGCCUCGGAGUUUUCUAUGGUGAUGGGGUUGCGGUAUAUCGGGCAACCUAUUGACUUAAAAUUGAAGAUGAAGUCUUCAAUUUUUGACGAACUAUUUUGCGGAAAAAAAGAAAAGACUUUCAGAAAUGAAUUAGCUGACCUAUUAGUUGAUUUAGCUUGUAAGGAUGAUUGUAUAGAUGAUUUUUGUAGAACAUACAUUCUUUUUGUUUGUAACUGUGUAUUAUUUCCUCAAGGAAACUAUUCGACCCCGUCGUUUAUUUUUUCGUAUUUAGAGGAUUUGUCGGAUUUAGGUUCUUAUGCGUGGGGAAAAGCGGUGUCCGAUUACUUGAUCGGUGAAAUGAGGGCAAAUGCAACUGGAAAGAAGACGUACGUCAAUGGUUGCACAAUCGGAUUAUUAGCUUGGUUAUAUGAAAGGGUCCCCUCUAUCGGGUCCCCGACAAGCUUGAGCUGA
Messenger RNA from Erythranthe guttata (spotted monkey flower), 1040 nucleotides. The record is from RefSeq and is a predicted model, not a curated record. NCBI's taxonomy places the organism in Eukaryota, Viridiplantae, Streptophyta, Magnoliopsida, Lamiales, Phrymaceae.